GAUCCUGUACCCAGUGGUUUUUCUGCGGGAGAUGUGUUGAUUCCUUUGGCGGAUGAGUAUGAUCCCAUGUUCCCAAAUGACUACGAGAAAGUGGUAAAACGUCAAAGAGAGGAACGACAGAGGCAGCGUGAGCUGGAGAGGCAAAAGGAAAUUGAAGAAAGAGAAAAAAGACGUAAAGACAGACAUGAAGCCAGUGGGUUUUCAAGAAGACCAGAUCCAGAUUCUGAUGAAGAUGAAGAUUAUGAAAGGGAGAGACGGAAAAGAAGUAUGGGAGGAGCUGCCAUUGCACCACCCACUUCUCUUGUUGAGAAGGACAAAGAACCUGUAGCAUCGUUUCCAUAUGAAGAGGAGUCAAGACCUCGGGCACCAUCUUCAAAAGCAGCUAUUCCUCCACCAGUGUACGAUGAGCCAGAAAGACCUCGUUCCCCAACAGGACCAAGCAACUCUUUCCUUGCUAACAUGGGAGGGACAGUAGCUCAUAAAAUCAUGCAGAAAUAUGGUUUCAGAGAGGGCCAGGGGCUGGGAAAGCACGAGCAGGGGCUGAGCACAGCACUGUCAGUAGAGAAAACGAGCAAGAGGGGUGGCAAGAUCAUUGUUGGUGAAUCUACAGAGAAAGAAACAGGCAAGAAAACGGAUUCUAACCCAUUGACUGAGAUACUGAAAUGCCCAACUAAAGUGGUCCUGCUUAGGAACAUGGUAGGUGCUGGGGAGGUGGACGAAGAUCUCGAAGUUGAAACUAAGGAGGAAUGCGAGAAAUACGGCAAGGUUGGGAAGUGCGUCAUCUUUGAGAUUCCUGGUGCCCCUGAUGAUGAAGCUGUAAGAAUAUUUUUAGAGUUUGAACGGGUUGAAUCUGCCAUCAAAGCUGUUGUGGAUCUAAAUGGAAGAUACUUCGGAGGUAGAGUCGUGAAGGCUUGUUUCUACAACCUGGACAAGUUCAGAGUACUGGAUCUGGCAGAGCAAGUUUGAUUUUAAAAAUCUAGCUCGAGGUGUCACUGUUUUGGCAAUCAGGUUUUCAGCGGUAGGCUGGGAAUAAAGAAGAGAAAAGUAGCUUUCCUAGCAGACUGGAAACAAGCCUCAUUGAAUGGAUUUUUCACAUUCGUUGUGACUUACAUUUUUUUGUAAUAUAAAGCCCUUUGAAAGUAAGAUUCACGUCUGUGUGGUUUUGAGUUGCACAAAUCUGCUUAGUGCUCUGGGGAUCGUGCUUUUUUGGUUUUUUUGAGCUUUCAGAUGACUUCGUUCUUUUUCAAAAAUGUAUUGCUGAGGAGAUGCUUUUGUCUGUAUUCCUGCUUUCC
Messenger RNA from Apaloderma vittatum (bar-tailed trogon), 1292 nucleotides. RefSeq names its product RNA binding motif protein 17 (gene RBM17). The annotation marks the transcript as partial. The transcript is spliced from 9 exons. Gene Ontology annotation, biological process: mRNA cis splicing, via spliceosome; alternative mRNA splicing, via spliceosome. Gene Ontology annotation, cellular component: precatalytic spliceosome. Gene Ontology annotation, molecular function: RNA binding. The record is from RefSeq and is a predicted model, not a curated record. Lineage: Eukaryota; Metazoa; Chordata; Aves; Trogoniformes; Trogonidae.